GACAACAACGCAGCCCAGUACAUGACAGGUUAUGUCCCUGGAUACUGAUUUCAAAACCAUUCAUUUUACCAUCAGGCGUCUUUUGAGUUCGUAGCAGAAAGACACAAAUUAGGAUUAAAUUCAGUAAAACGCUAGAAAUAUAGGCGUUGUCCUUGUUAUUAGCGUAAUAAGCAGGAAUAUAUCGAGGUGAUAUGCAACUUUAAAGAUGAUGUUUAUUAAAGAGGAGAAUGAUGACACAUCUGAUCCAGAACCCUGCAGAACAGAAAAUGAGCACCAAGAAGGCCUGAUGGAAGUGAAAGAGGAAAGUCAAACUCUGAAUGAAAUGGAGGAGAAACAGCAGCAUCACAAAGCUCAUGUUGUCCUCACUGGAGAAAAAUCCUCGAUUUGCUCCCAAACUGGAAAAACCAGUUUCUCACAAAGCCGCACUCCGACACAAGCCAAAAAACCCUUCAGCUGCUCUCUGUGUGGAAAGCAAUGUGCCCAUAGAGGCCACCUGAACGAUCACAUGUUAACUCACACCGGAGAGAAGCCGUUCGCUUGCCCUCAGUGCGGAAAGAGAUUCUCACGCAGAAGAAGCCUCAACGAUCACAUACUGAUUCACAACCAAGAGAAGCGCUUCGUCUGUCCUCAGUGCGGAAAGAGUUACAAACGCAACGAACACUUUCGGAGUCACUUACUAAGUCACGACGGAGGCAAACCCUUCACCUGCUCACAGUGUGGAAAGAGUUUCAGUUUUAAACGAACCCUUAACGAUCACAUCAAAAUUCACACUGGAGAGUGCCUUCACACGUGCCUUCAGUGCGGAAAGAGUUUCCUGAAUAAAGGACACCUUAAGGAGCACAUCAAAAUCCACACCGGAGAGCGACCUUUCGCCUGCCCUCAGUGUGGAAAGAGCUUCAUCAGUAAACAAAACGUUACAUCUCACAUGAAAAUUCACACAUUGGAGAAGCCUUUUAAAUGCCUUCAGUGUGGAAAGGGUUUUGCAUGGGCAAGCUGUCUGAAAAUCCAUAUGCGCCACUCUCACUCUGAAGAAAGGGAGUUUACCUGCGAGCACUGCAAUAAAACAUUUGUUUUAGAGUCUUACCUGAAGAGACACUUGAAAAUUCAUCAAAACGAGAAGCCUUUCGUCUGUUCGGUUUGCGGGAAAAGUUUUUUAUGGCCCCUGUGUUUCAAAGCGCACCAGAAAAUACAUGAGGGUGUGAAAACCCAUGUGUGCUCAGAGUGCGGCAGAGCCUUUGCUACAGCCGAUUAUUUGAUAAAACACCACAAAAUCCAUAUGGGAGAACGGCCGUACGUGUGCUUAUAUUGCGGAAAGAGUUUUACUAAGAAAGCAAACCUGGUAGAUCAUGUGAGGCUGCAUACUGGAGAGAAGCCGUACGCCUGCGCUCAGUGUGGAAACAGUUUCACCUCAAGAAAAGGUCUAAGCUAUCACAGAGAAAAGCAUUGUUCUCAAAGCGUGCCAAAGUCAUGUUCAGUUGAAGUCCAGAUAGCGUCGGAUAUGCCUGAAGAUUGCGUUUCUACCAAAAAAGCAAUUACAUCUACAACCUUUAGUGGUGAAUAAGCUCUCAUUCGAUGGAAAUGGCAGCAGGAAGUUUGUGCAUCUAGUACUUCAUUGUAAAAGAAAAUUUAAGGGAAGGAAAUAAAACAGAAAAACAAGGGAGUGAGAGUGGAGUCUGGAAAACUACAUAUUUUAUACUACAUAAAUGUAAAUAUGGACCUUAUGUAGCUCCGCCUCUUUUCAGCGCUGCACUCAUUGUCUUCGGUCUUCCAUUUUUAUUUCCACUGUGUGAAGGUCAGGUUGUAUGAAUUUCUGAACGAACUGUUCAUUUUAAAAUCUUCCCGGUCUACUGACAUCUUUUUUUUUACAUCUGCUUCAAAUAUUACAAUGCACAUGAUAACUUUCGUUAAAUCUACAAGUAAAGCCACUACACCAAGCUAAUUACUCUUCAAAGGUGAUGCUAUCCACCUUAUUUUUCAACAUGGAAUUAAGACUUUUUCUGUGAAUGUGCGAGACUUCCGGUUCAUUAGCCGCUGUAGGAAAAUAACGAGAAGAAAACAACUGUAAAACUGUGUGCACUACAAACCGGUGUGUUCAUAACUAAGAUAAUACAUUAAAAUAAUAUGGUAAGACACACCAGUUUGCAAUAUCGAGCAGCAAAACGAGCUGUUUUGUACAGCUAAAAGAUAGCUGGACACGAAGGACAUCGGAACCCAGACACAUUACGUUUACAAUAAAUUAAAUGUUUACCUAUCAGAUUGUGUUUUAUUAACGUCUACACCAACCCUAAA
Messenger RNA from Sinocyclocheilus anshuiensis, 2289 nucleotides. RefSeq names its product gastrula zinc finger protein XlCGF57.1. NCBI's taxonomy places the organism in Eukaryota, Metazoa, Chordata, Actinopteri, Cypriniformes, Cyprinidae. The transcript has 2 exons. The coding region runs from base 206 to 1561 and encodes 451 amino acids. Gene Ontology annotation, molecular function: RNA polymerase II cis-regulatory region sequence-specific DNA binding; DNA-binding transcription factor activity, RNA polymerase II-specific. Gene Ontology annotation, biological process: regulation of transcription by RNA polymerase II. The record is from RefSeq and is a predicted model, not a curated record.